CAGUUUGCUUAUCAUCACCUGUUCUGCUGAGACAGUUCCUGACCAGCAUCUUCAUCAAUGUUGAGUCAAGUAUUCGUAUUAAUGGACUUUUCUGUGAUGUUCUUUGUGAUCAGGGUCCACUCUACCCGAGACAGAUAAAACGGCUUAAAGAAUGUGAGAAGAUGGUGGUUGCUAUUGAGCUGGCUGGCUGGUUGAACGAAGCCAACUUAGCACUGCAAGCUGUGGUUCAGUGUUAUGGACUUCUGGCCCCCCUUCUGUACUACAAGAUACCAGCUAUAGCUGUCAUACAGGUUCUGCAACACUGCCAUGGAGUUCUGCAAGAAAUUCCACCUGGUCUUCUUCAGAAACGCCACGGUCAUGUGACUGAAAGUCUGCAUCACAUGACAGCAUGUAUUACCUAUCAUUUGGCAAAGGUUUUGAGAACAUGGGGCCAGAAACAACUGGCCCGCAACAUUAAUGAGACUGGUCGACGUCUGCUGGCUAUGGAGCCUGAAAAAGACUUAGAAAAAGGCACUGCUGCUUCCACAGCUGGGGAUGAUGGGACUGCUUCCACCAAGACAGCCCCCAUAAAGAAAAAAAUUAGUGGUCAGGGUGGUGCUGGUGGCAGUCCCAAUACUGCUAAAGGAGCAGGCGGAGGUGGAGGGGGAGUUGGAGGCAAGAAAGAGGAAACAAACCUGAAUGAGGAGUUGAAGGCUCUGGAGGCUCACAUGCUGAAAGUCAACCGUGCUGCUGCUGGUGAACAUGAGCUAAGUGGAACUGAGGACCCCACCAUUCUCCAUGCCUACAUUGCUUACCUGCCAAGUAAAUUAGCCUACAGGGAAGUGACCAAGUUCAAGAGGAGGUCCCAAUUCCUGGAGUUCUUUGUGUAUGCAGCCCAGAAAGGCUUAUCUGAAGGAGAGGUGGACGAAGUCAUAAACUGGUGCAGAGAGAUUGAUGAAUGGCUAAGAAGGAGAAAUGAAUCAAUCAUCGGUCCUCGAAUGUACAUGAGCAAGCAAGCUGAUGGGACCAUUACAUUAGCCGGAGAUGACCCCAAGAAGUUUGCGGCAGCCAUGGUGGAAUACAGAGGAAUGGAUGAGUUUGGCACUGGUGGAAAAGAUAAGAAGAAUCCGACUGGAGGUGGCAAAGGCAAAGACAAGGACAAGGGAGGCAAGCAGAAGCAACAGAAAUACAAGCCAAUAGGCGUCACACCCAGCAUGAGUGACACAGCUAGACAAGCUCAGGAACAAGCAGAACUGAAGGCUCUUGCCAUCUUGAGCAUCCACAUACCUGAUUUGUAUCACAAUAACAUUCGUAAACGCCGCCUUCGUAAAAUUACACAGGAGGAGAUGCCAUGGCGAUGCCAGAUGAACAUGGUACAAGGCCUUUGUCAUUUUGGAGCUCUUUUGCAAAAGCUGGAGAAACGUGAAAAGUUGCUUGGAUCCUCUUCUAGCAAAAUGUACAAGACUGGAUUCCUGGAUCCUGAGUGGUUCACAUUUGAGACAGCUGGAACAUUAGUAGUAGGGUGGGAAGGGUGUCCCACACAACACAUGUCAAGACACAGCAUGGAAGAUGAAGAUGAGAAACAGUGGGAAUCAGCAGCAGCCAACAAGCUGGCGCUUGACCUGGCAACUGAGGACCGUCCCAAAACAACAGGCAUUGAGUUUGCUGCAGCUGCAGCAACAGGUGCUGUGCCUCCUCCAUUAUAUCCUAUACCUCCUGAAACUGAAGAUACACCAAGGUCUUACCAAACUGACUUUGAUGACAAGAAAGCACCUCAUCCUAUAAACCCUGAAUCAUUUCCUCUUUCAACACAGGCCACAAUAGAGGCGUUGACUAAAACAUUUGCCUUCUUCAAGAGCUCUGUGGUGCUUGCAUAUCGAGGACAGCAUUGGACUCUUCUCCAGAAUGGCACUCGUGCCUUGUGGAACUGCCUGCACACUGCCAUUUUGCGAGCUGUGACGCUGGCACCUGAAGGGCAGGAGCCUGGCCUAUUGACCAUGGCCACUCUGAGCGACCUGGUCUGGCAUCCAUUGUACAUGGCUGCAGACUGCAUUCUAGACAUGCUUUUUAUUCAAGAGACUGAGCUUCGGCAACAUGCCAUGAAGGAUAAAAGCAGAAAGAUGGGUCCCUACUUUGAGUCAUGGAUGGGGUCCAUUGAAGAUGAGCGUGGAGCUGCAAGUCUCAAGUUUGAAGAUCCAUUGGAUGACCUGAGUAUAGUCGAUGCACGCUGGGUGCAGCGCCUAGUUCUGCGGUGCUUGGAAAUGCUGUAUCAUCAAGAAAAGUGGGAAAAACUGGUGGAUGUUGCUCUUCGUUUCAGUGCCUUAUCAAAUGAUCGCUAUGCAGAGCAAGUGGUGCCACUGCUAGUGCAGGCUCAACGUAGGGUUGCUGACCGCAUUGCCAGUGUCAGUGGCUCACCAGUUCCCCAGCCCCACUAUAUGGAACUCCAGCAGCGGCUGGGACACCUGGUUAGUGCUCGUGAUUACCUCACAGCUCAGCUUAGGGUCCACUUUGACCCUGCUCGAACAAAGCUCAUUAAGCCAGGAGCGCAGAUUGACCCCCUGGGACAUGAUGCUUAUACAGUUGAGGAUGCCUAUCGUUUGUCGUCGGUCCCACUGGACACCUCCCUCAACCUGCAAACCCUCCGUGAUAUUCUGAAUAACUCAAACUACACUGCUCGUGCACUUCGCCACAGCCGAAAGAUGCUCAUCCUGUACUUGGCCGGACAGCAGAAUACUACAGACAGCUUGAGCCACCAACCCUCAAAAGUGGAUUUUGUGCCCAAAAAAGCUCAGCCACAGCCCACUGCUCCACCAGAUCUGAGCGAAGAAGAAUUCCUCUCAGAGGAUGAUGUUCAGAGUACACCCAUCCCCCGCUCACAGCUGGGUCAAGUUAUCAUAUCUUACGAAAAUACAAUCAAGUUGCUGCUUUCAAAAAAGCAAAAGGGUAUUGCAGCCCAGGCCUUGCAGGAAUUGGGCAACAUAUACUACCAUGCCAAUGACAUCAGGGCAGCCUACCGAUGCUGGGCAGAGUCACUGGACCUAGUGCUGGGCAUGACAGAUGCCAUACGUGUGUGGCGCCAAGAGACGCAGACUGCACAAGAUGUUAGUCAGCUUCUACUGGAGCGCUGUGGUCUGUGGGGCUGUGUGACUGGAGGGGUGCUGGCCUCCAACAUUGCACAGUACAUUCUGGCUGCUGAUCUGGGCCUCAGAAUGGAAUGUUGUUUCCUCUCAGGCUACUUUUUCAAGGCUUUGUUCAGAGCCUCUUUGCCUCACCCUAGUUCUGACCGGGACUAUGCAUUGUAUGAUGUCGGUGAGGGGUGUGAGGUUACAAACCUAGUGCCAGGUAUUGACUUUAUGUCGGAUCAUUUUCGCUGCAACGGACGUUCCCUUGCUGCCGCUUUGCGCUGGGUGACAGAAGAACUGGCUAGAGGGCGACACAAUCUGUUUGUGCUCCCUUUGUUGACGCUGUACCAGUACUUUAUGACUUUCAUUUGCCGUGACCUGCAGCGAGCAGUUGAUGGUCGAAUACUUAAAGUGCGUGUCCUGACAGACCUUGGGUUGUUUUCUGAAGCCCUGACAGUACUGCUGAGGCUUCUGCAUGGCGAACGUCUUCCUCAUACAGGCGACAGUAGCUUUCGCCAGGUGGAGUCACGUAGAAGUCAGAUGUGUUUUUCCACCAACCUGCCUAUCAAUGACAUCAGCAACCUCAAGGUCUUGGAGCAAGUCUUGGACAAGAGGUUGCCCUCUAACUUGGCCACUCUUUUUGGUCCUCACUUGACUUGUCAUCUGUCUCUUGUCCAAUCUCACCUCUUUGUAGCCUUAGCAGACACCAUACCUGUCCUUCCAGCUAUGGCUGAUGUAAAUGUCGAAACUCUAAAUGACCUACAAACCAUCAGCACCAUUUCACGUGGUGGGCUAGGAAGCAAGAAGAAAAAUACUGAUAUUUGUCUGUCCGACAUACUGUUGGCUUCUGAACCUGAUUUGGAAGAUGAGGGUGAAGAUUUUGCUGGCCAGGGUGCUCAUCGAUUUACAAGUGGAAAAACACCUUCCUUGGAAUUCAUCAAAGCUACACUGCUGUCUGUUGCUGACCAGAUGGUCACAACAAUCUCUGAGGUCAUUUGUGAAAAUGCAUCACAUGAAAAGGCAGGACUAGCAGGUCUGUCUGCCGCUGAGCUGGAGUUGGUUGUGCUGUGUCGAUUGGAACAAUCAGCAGUCGCCAUGCAGAAACACCAUGCACCCCUAGCAGCUCGCAUCUUGGUCUCUGGUCUCAAGCUGCUUCAAAAUUCUAACAUAUUCAAGCCGAGAAAACCUGUUCCACCUCCUCAAAGGAAGGAUUCAGCUUUGCAUAAUAGACCAUCGUCAAUAAAAGGCAGACGAGUAUCUGGAGGAGAGGUGAGGCUUGUCAGUGUGGAGAGCAACCAGUUCCAGUAUCAGAACUUCCAGAGUCGUGCACGACUUGAUGCCCGGCUGUGGCUUAAUUGCCGCCUGGCACUAGUACAUGCUCUCAAUGCAGAGAUCCGUGGCAUGGGUGAAGUGAAAGGUCCAGAAAACAAGGUGCUGACAGAGCUGGCUGACUGUCGACACUAUUGUAUUGAGGGACUGAAAGAAGCUGAAGCAUGUGGUGAUGUGGAGGUCCAGGCAGAGUUCUUGAUCCAAGAAGCAAUACUUAACAUCAUGGAAGGGCGCAGCCUUCAUAACACUAUUUCAUUUCUGGAUAAUGCUACUGAGUUGCUCCAGAAAGUGCCCUGCUUGUCAGUGACAGGCAAAGAUCUACUUUCUACUUGUAUCAUAUUUCGCACAGACCUAGAGGCUACCUCAAAACCAGAUCUGCCUUCUGACAUCCCAACUCAGCACUCUUUGCAGGCUUAUUUGCAUGCACAGAAAAUCAUUCUGGCACAGAUGGAAGAACUGGGUGAGCGCAUUGAGCACCACAAGCCAGCUGGGCAGCGGCAACAUCUGUCGGUGCCUGUCAGACCCAUGGAGAAUAUCUAUACUGUGCAGGUGCUGCGUCUGGCUCAGCUCAAACUGCGCAUUGGACAUGCCAUGGCUCGUACCUUGGCCAAAGAUAUUCGCAGCAGGAGAGUGGAAACCAGUCCCAUUCCACAGUGGACGGACUGCCUUGUGGUGCUCAGUGCAGCACUGGAGCUCAUGAAAGUCAGUGCUCGUAGAGAAGCCAGUACUGAAGCUGAGAUCCUGCUGACUAUGGGUAAAGUGCAGAAGAUGCUGGUUUACCUGGACAAUUUGGAGCCACAGGUUGCAGCAACCACUUUGCUAGAAGCCAUCAGUGUCUCUUAUGCCAAUGACCAUGACCUUGGAUUGAUACGUCAGGCAUACCUAGAGUUGGCCCAGAUAUUUCUGUAUAGCUCAGGCACCAUGACAGCCAAAGAAGGGACUUUCCUUGAGUCUUCCUUGGCUGCAGACAGCAGUGAUGAAGCGAAGACUGCAUCCUCUUCUGUAACAGAGAAAAAAAAUAAAACAAAAAUGACAGAAGAGUCAUCAAAGGCUAAAAUCACAGAGACAGAAAAGCACAACGCAGCAUGGGUGGCCAUUCGCUGUGCAGCUGCUGCAGCUCAGGCACUAAGGGCUCGCAGUCUCCUGAUUGGAAACACAACUGUCACGUCCAAGAAAGUUGUCACAGUGUCAUCUCACUCCAUGCCAGACUUUGCCUGCCUGGACUUGAUGAGUGCUUAUGUGUUGGGAGAGAAGAAAAAAGUUUUCAAGAGUGAAAUUGAGGAAGAGCUGGCUCCCUUGUCUGAGGCUGAGGCAAAGGCUGUGGAGUCAUAUGAUGACCAAGUAAACAAAACCCGAGUUGCUGCUAAGGACCUCUCAUGGCUUCAUCUGCUAGGUUACCAGACAAUUCUUCAGCGCCUUGUUUGCACUGCAACCAUUGCUGCCUCUAGCACUUGUGGAACUGGUAUGCCACAUGAGAGGGAAGAGGUUGGAAAUGAGUUUGACCUGGGCUUCAUCAGCCAAGCUCAGUUCUACAUGGGCCAGAACUACAAUGCAGUUCGGAAUAUGCUAUUUUCAGGGUUUUGGUGCAUUCGACUGAAUCAUCUCCAUCACUAUUUGUGUGCCACACUGCCAGCAUAUGCUAGUGACUGUUGUGCCAUUUUCCCACCCAGCAGUCUGCUGACCUCAGCUCAAUCAACAGGCCAACUUCCAUUGUCACCAGCAGGCACUGGGAUAAAACAUUCAAAACCGUCUGACAAGAACGUGUUAUCCAGUUCUGAUAAUGAUGUGGUCAUGCAGUGGCACCAACCUUCUCUUGGAGAGGCAGACCCAUCUCAGCCAGAGCUUGACCCAGCUGACACCCGGCUCAUGCUUUUCUAUGCAGUUAGCUGUAAAAAUAACAAGCCUCAACUAGGUACCUCCUCUGGCCAUUUGUGGGUGUCCAUGCAUAAAGUCACCAGUCUUCAUGACAGAUUGUGCAUCUUGGCUCAACAAGCGGAGAUUGCCCUGCUGGACUAUACGAAAAGCCUGAAGGAAGAGCCUGUAGUCUCCUCUAAAGAGACAAAGCCAAAGAAGACACAGCGCAUAAAGCCGUUGUCUCCAAAGAUGCAGAGUGAUGAACAAAUUGAGAACUUACUACGUCAGUGCAUGGAUGACUGUGCCAGUCUGAUGGGAUUGUCUUCAGAAGAAGCAUCCAUGGCCACUAAAGAGAUUCCAUUCAAAGUCAGCACAACAAACCUGCGAAAUCUAGAACAGCUCUUUGAUCCAGCCCUGGGAAUGAUGCUUACUGGGACAGACCUGGUACAGUGGCUACAGAUGCUGCUACCAGCACCACAGUGAAUAUCUUCUAGAAGCGGACAAUAAAAAUAUAUAUCCAGUGCUGAAACUUCCAUUUUAAUGUUUAUUGCCUUCAGAGAAUUUGCCAACUUUCAUUAUAGGUACAGGGAUCAAGAUUUGUUUUAUUUUGCUCGUGAACUUUCAAAAUAUUAAGACAUGGUGUUGAUAAACUGAAAUAGAUGUUCAGUUGCUUUGUUAACUGAUAUUACUCAUGCUACUGGUUUGUUUUCACAAUAAAAACCAUUUUAUUUCAUCAGCCAUUGGUGCAACAAACUAUAAAAAUGCGGGGCCUUUCAUGUUUUUGGUCCACUUGUGGGUUUACAAGAAAGUAUAAAUAAUAUAAUAAAAUAUUUAUAAGUGUAUAUUUCAUGUUAAUCUUGUUAAAUUUAACAUAAACUUCACAAUAACAAGAAACAUUUGAACAUUUGAUAAACUUUAUGUCUGACACCAUGUAUGUGUAUUAUAUACAUAAUGCACAGCUUGCAAAAUAAUAAGUAUUUAUCAUGUGACCAUAAAAUAAGCUGCUAAAAAGCAGAAUACCAUCAAGCAGUACUCUGCAUCACUCUGCACAGAAAUACACACUUUUAGCAGAAAACUGCUUUAUUAUAACAUUAGUUAAACCAAUGAAGGUCUGCAAGUUUGUUCACUUAUCGGGAUGAGAACAAGUGCCCUACAUAUCUGCUAAUGAGUACAGGGAGGUAUGUUCUUCCCUGCCCAGAAAAAAAAAUGUAUAAUUAAUUUUUAUAAGAUUUGAAUGAUACAAAAAUUGGUGUACCACAAUACAGGUAUGUUAAACAAACAAAAAAAUAAGCAUCACAUCUAAAGUGAAAAAAAAUCAAUAAUAAUGUAUACAUCACAGAAGGCUUAGGGAUAUGCAAACGGAAAAAAGAGGAAAUGAACCAGUUUAUAUCUUUGAUGAUAAAACAUCUCUAAAAUAUUCCAUCUUUUUACUAGCAAAAGAAAUCUGUAUUUAUGCAUCUGAAUGCAUAUUCCUUUGUGCAUAAAUGUUUGUACUUCUAUGUUCGUACAGCUGCUUUUAGGCAUGAAGAUAUUAGUAUUAUUUCUACUAACAAUUCAAACAGACAUUUCCUUCAGUGAAGACACCCCACAGAUUCUUUUCAAAAACUUUACACACUU
Messenger RNA from Pomacea canaliculata, 7901 nucleotides. Its product is annotated as cilia- and flagella-associated protein 54-like. Gene Ontology annotation, biological process: cilium assembly. NCBI's taxonomy places the organism in Eukaryota, Metazoa, Mollusca, Gastropoda, Architaenioglossa, Ampullariidae. Bases 162 to 6767 code for a protein of 2201 amino acids. The record is from RefSeq and is a predicted model, not a curated record. The transcript is spliced from 44 exons.